UCCUAACUUUUGCUAAAAUGAAAAAAAAUGGCGGGCAGUGAUUCUGUUAUGCUUCCUCCAUCGCCAUGAAAGAGCAAGGAUUUUCUCGGGACUCAUCGUUUUAAAGGCUCACAAAGACUAUGGCGGGUGCAGCGCUUAAGCGACUGAUGGCAGAGUACAAGCAGCUGACUGUGAAUCCACCAGAGGGCAUCAUUGCAGGUCCUUUAACAGAGGAAAAUUUCUUUGAAUGGGAGGCUUUAAUAAGUGGUCCAGAAGGAACCCCAUUUGAGGGGGGUGUUUUUACUACUAGGCUUGUGUUCCCUCCUGACUACCCCUUAAGUCCUCCAAAGAUGAGAUUUGUUGGUGAAAUGUUCCACCCAAAUGUAUACCCAGAUGGGAGGGUGUGUAUUUCCAUACUGCAUGCACCCGGAGACGACCCCAUGGGUUAUGAAAGCAGUGCGGAACGCUGGAGUCCUGUGCAGUCAGUUGAGAAGAUUCUUCUUUCAGUCAUCAGCAUGCUUGCAGAGCCAAAUGAUGAGAGUGGUGCAAAUGUUGAUGCUUCAAAAAUGUGGAGAGAAAAUAGAGACCAGUUCAAUGACAUAGCUCACCAAAUAGUGAGGAAAUCGCUUGGACUUUGAUAGAAUUUACUUAGUGUGAAUGCAACAAGGAUUAUAGAUUCGCAGUCAAUGGAAAUAAUUUUCUCUACUAGCAGAGGCCUCUUUUCCUCUCUCUUAUUCACUAGGAUGAUAUUGUUGAUGAAAAGAAAUAUAGUGAAGAGAGGUCUCUGGUUUAUGGGGACAGAACAUUCUUGAUAGGAUUUCUCUUAGGAAUUGAUGGAAAUGGGUGAAUUUUAGCUCCAAGGAUUUUUCUGUAAAAGUUGUAACUGAAUGGAGAGGGGUUAGGAUAUCUUGUGCCUCGCCUGUUCCGCAAAGCAAACUGAUUUUUAGAGCAUAAAGUUGACAUGUUCUUGUC
This is a messenger RNA of Nematostella vectensis (starlet sea anemone), 951 nucleotides long. RefSeq names its product ubiquitin-conjugating enzyme E2 G2. Gene Ontology annotation, cellular component: cytosol; endoplasmic reticulum. The transcript has 7 exons. The record is from RefSeq and is a predicted model, not a curated record. The coding region runs from base 120 to 617 and encodes 165 amino acids. Lineage: Eukaryota; Metazoa; Cnidaria; Anthozoa; Actiniaria; Edwardsiidae.